AUGUAUAAAAUAUUAAAAGAAUCACAGGACCAGCCGUUUAUCCGUAAAGCUUGCAAAGAUGGAAAACUUUCAUUGGCUUGCGGAUUGAGUGCGGGCAUGCAAUGUUUGAAAGCACUGGAGGAACUUCAUAAAGUGGGUUUCGUACAUCGUUCGGUAAAUCCGUCAACAUUCGCCAUCGGACGAGUAAUCAACGGUGACCCCAAAGAUCUAAGAAAUGUGUAUAUUCUUGACUUCGGAUUAGCUCAUCAGUAUCGAGACCCAGACGGUACUCAUAAACCACCGCGACUGAAACCGUCGAAAUACAUUGGUAAAGCAAGGUAUGCUCCAAGGAACGCGUACCUGAAUCGGGAACUAAGCCGCAUGGAUGAUCUGGAGAUGUGGUUAUAUGUUACUGUAGAGCUUGUCAAAGGAGCAGUACCAUGGGUCCACCAAAGAAACCCAAAGCACAUUUUCGACUAUCAGAAAUCUGUUAGAACAGGGCUGGGAUUGCGAGAGUUUCUUGGCGGAUUACCCGUGGAGUUCGUGGACAUCAUGAAGGAGGUAGAUAAGCUAUCCUACGCCGAUGAGCCGAAUUAUAACGAAAUAUACAACCUCAUAAGCAACGCUAUACAAAUGAGUGGGGAAAAGGAAUUCCCAUAUGACUGGGAAGAAGGCGAAAUUGAAGCUGAAAAAGCUGGCGAGGGGCCUACGGCACCGCUGAAGAGGGAUGAACCACAAACGCAAACAGGAGCGAAAUAG
This is a messenger RNA of Haemonchus placei, 738 nucleotides long. The record is from the annotation of a GenBank genome assembly. Lineage: Eukaryota; Metazoa; Nematoda; Chromadorea; Rhabditida; Trichostrongylidae.